AUGGUGUUGGUCACAUGAUCUGAGAGAGGAAGACAGACAGGAGGCAGCACGGCCGGGCUGUAGUCUGCUCUAACAUUCAUAAACAUUCACUGCCGGAGUAAAAACAGUUGGCUUCUUUUAGUUUUAUCUUUAUAGUUUAACUAUUUAUUAUCUUUUAAAAGUUUACCGUCAUGGCCUCGACAGGACACCAGGACUCCUCGGAACGAGAAGGCCUGUCCUGCUUGGUGACUGGCUACGGCUCCACGGACAGCAGCGGCGAGCAUGACCAUCACAGUAACAGUCACGGCAACAACCACAGCAACCAUCAGUUUCCCACGACGAGACCAGGUCACUGGGUUGGGGCUGACCAGGAAGAAGAGGCUCUUCGCAGGAAGCUGAAAUACUUCUUCAUGAGUCCUUGUGAUAAAUAUCACGCCAAGGGACGCAAGCCUUAUAAGCUGCUCCUGCAGCUGCUAAAGAUCAUUAUUGUCACAGCUCAGUUGGUGUUGUUCGGCCUCAGUAACCAGGUGGUGGUGACCUUUAAGGAGGAGAACACGAUGACCUUCAAGCAUCUCUUCCUCAAAGACUACGAUGAGUCCUCAGAUGACUCCUUUGCCGUUUACACGCGGAGCGACGUCUACGAUCACAUCUUCUACGCCGUGGAGCAGUAUCUGGCCUUACCAGAGACCACAGUGGGACGCUAUGCAUACGUCUACGAUGUUGGUGUGAAUGGCAGCGCGCUCUCCCUCUGCCAACAGUACUACAAGAAGGGACGCAUCGACCCGGCCAACGAUACCUUCAGUAUAGACCCUCACAUCAUCACAGAGUGUGUCGGUGUGAACCCCCUGUCAGUCCCACCAAAUUCGCUCAGCAGCAGCUACAAGAACUUUACCCUCAAGUUCCACAAGCUCAUUAAUGUCACCAUAGAGUUCCAGUUGAAGGCAAUCAAUAUCCAGACCAUCAUCAACAACGAGAUCCCAGACUGCUAUACUUUUUACAUAACGAUAGUUCUGGAUAAUAAGGCUCACAGUGGGAAGGUGAAGAUCCGAUUAGAAAACCAGGCAACAAUAAAGGAGUGUAAAGACCCGAGCGUCUCUGGACAUGCUGACAGUUACUCACGUGUAGCUUUUGAUAUCAUCGUGGCCCUGGUGUGCACGGUGUCGCUGCUGCUCUGUGGACGCUCCAUACUGAGAGGCAUCAUACUGCAACAGGAGUUUGUUCAGUUCUUUAAAGAAACUCUAGAUCGUAAAGUGUGCUGGGCAGAUCGGCUGGAGUUCAUUAAUGGCUGGUAUAUCCUCCUUAUCAUCAGCGAUAUCCUCACCAUCACUGGCAGCAUCAUUAAAGUCGGCAUUGAAUCUAAGAAUAUGUCCUCCUAUGACCUCUGUGGUAUCCUGUUAGGGACCUCCACACUCCUGGUGUGGGUGGGAGUCAUUCGCUACCUCACAUUCUUCCAGAAAUACAAUAUCCUGAUCGUUACACUUCGAGCAGCGUUCCCCAAUGUGAUUCGGUUCUGCCUCUGUGUGGCCGUCAUCUAUCUCGGCUACUGUUUCUGUGGCUGGAUCGUCCUCGGACCAUACCACGUCAAGUUCCGUUCCCUGUCCAUGGUGUCAGAGUGCCUGUUCUCCCUUAUUAACGGGGACGACAUGUUUGUGACGUUUGCUGAGAUGCAGGAAAGCAGCACUCUGGUGUGGCUGUUCAGCCAAGUCUACCUGUAUACCUUCAUCUCACUCUUCAUCUACAUGGUGCUGUCGCUGUUUAUUGCUCUCAUCACAGGAGCUUAUGAGACCAUUAAGCACCAAACCCAAGAACCCAUCCACAUCACAGACCUACACGCGUUCAUAGCGGAGUGUACGGACGCACCGAGCUCUGGGAAGUUCAGGGGUCUGGAGACCUCACCGUGCUCGAUCUUCUGCUGCUGUGACAGAACCACGACAUACGAGGAUGUCCUGCGAGUGAACUGAUGUGGAUCUCACUAGACCUCACUAGCCUCCCCUGCUGACCGCAGAGAUACACUGCACACUCCUGACGCUCAGCGUCUCUGCACCAACAUACUGUUUCUCGGGGGGUGGGUCAAACCUCAGUGCUUAUCUGAAGGAGGAGUCACCAUCAGCUGGACCAGCACUCUGCAGAAGACAUAUGUUAGAACAGUCUUUUUUUAUUGGACCUCUCAUUUCUUCUGUCCUCGACUCCAUGAAGAAGAAACUGAAGGCUGAUGAAGACCGGGAUCUGUCCUCUGUGACUCAGAAGAAGAUGCAGAAUCAUGGACGAUUAAUGCAAAGACAUUUCUCUGUUCUUUGUUGGUAUUUAAAACAAUUUAGUAUUUUUUUUCUUAUGUAUUUAAUAAUGCACAAUGCUGAACCAGGAACAGGACCUGUUGUCAAGAUAAUAAAUGGGUACAAGUGCCAUGAUGAAGACUGCAGAAGUGCAUUUAUGGUGCUGACUGUUUUUAUUUUUGUGUUCACUUUUUUUGUGUUCACUUUUUUAGAAUUUCAAAAUUAGUUACCUCUUGUGGACAAGGCUCUUAAAAUGAGGCAUUUAUAUCUGUUUCUCUCCAAAAACAUAUCCAGCAGCUUCUCUUUUUUUUUUUUUUUAACUUAGACCCAACUUUCUACUUUCUACUUUCUACUGACAUAAAGUCCUUUACUGCAAAAACGACUUAGCAGAGGACACGAGCGUCAUACUGGGACACGUACAUUUACACAGAAUGAAAGAAAGAAAUCCACCCUCUAGUAGUUUGACUUUUUUUUAGACAAUCAGGGAGAUGACAGAAUAUAAGAAAACAGGACCACAAACAGAUGUACAGAAUGUGGUUUCAGGUAUUGAAUUGACUUUGAUUUGUUUGCUCUCCUGCGAGCUGCAUCUGCAGGAUAAAGUUUCAAACAGCUUCUUUAGCAGGCUGCACAAGCAUCACAUUGCCUUCAGAUCUGGACCUUUGUUUUGUUUUGUUUUGUUGUUGCCCUCGAUUGCUGUAGUAGAUUGUAUUGCAUUUAUCUGAGUAACGAUCGAUACGAUGGGAUGCAGUCACUCACUAAUGAAGCACUCAGCGUUGCCUGUGGUCUGCUCCCACAAGGAAAGCUGUUCUCCAGAGCCAUAUACAUGUUUCUUUAAUGAUGCCAAAGUAUGUCAGUCGUUCAGAAGUUAGAAACGUUGCCCUCUUUAUCCAUUUCUGAUGGCCAUCAACAAAUUGUAUCAGACUUGUUUUUUGUUUUUAACUUGAAUUGCCUUACAAAACAGAGCAGAGUUUAGGGUAGAUAACAAGAUGUAAUGAUGGCAGAAACAUAUUUGUUGCUCUGCAUUGCCUUGCCCUUGCCAUUGCCAUUUGUUGUCCUCAUAGUCAUGCCUUGUCUAAAACUGUAGCCCAGUGACUGGAUCUUUUGUGGAUGCUUGAAUAACUUAAUUUUUCUCUGUCUGUGUACCGCAUUAAAACGCACAAUAGUUUAGGGAGUCUGACUGUCUGGACUCCAGAAGGUGUUUUUAGGAAAAUAGUUUCUUUUGUCAAAUAGCGAGGAUCUCUGAAGCAUUAAUAGGUGAAUUGAGUGUGAGAAGGCAGUAUUAUUUCUGUCAUCUCAUAUUCUGUCUAAUAAGCAAACAGUGUCACAGUUAAGCUGAUUAUUCUGAGAGACUUUGGAUCAUGAUAGCAAAUGUGUGCCAAAUGUAUCCAUGGCCUUAAUUUUAAAUGUUAUUAUAUGCAUGUAUAUAUUAUCUAGUGUUACCUAGAUGUACCUUUCCUACAGUUUGAAGAUAUCAUGUUUUUAUAUAAAUAAUCUACACUUGUAAAUGCAAUAUGAAGUUAUCUACUUGGCGUCAUAUAUGUUGUCAAUCUACUGAUUCAAAUUUCCCGGAUCAUCUUUGGUGUGAAAACAGGGUAUCCAAGACUGUAAAGAAGAUGUGUGCUAUUUUCAUUCAAACGCAGUUCCUUUAGAUUGUCAGUAGAAGGAGCAAAUAGUUCAUGUGUCCAGAUACUGAUUCAUGUAACACCAUACUAAAGGACUACACAAUUAUUUUUCUACUUGAAAAACAUGGCAGAUGAAAAAAAGAGUAUUGAGGACUUAAAAGAAAUUAUGAGUCUUGAUUUUUUUUUUUUUCCUAAUAAAUCCUUCAGUUCAACAAGUGGUCAAACACA
Molecule: messenger RNA, 4102 nt
Organism: Lates calcarifer (barramundi perch)
Lineage: Eukaryota; Metazoa; Chordata; Actinopteri; Centropomidae
Gene: mcoln1a
Product: mucolipin TRP cation channel 1a
Cellular component (GO): plasma membrane; lysosomal membrane
Molecular function (GO): NAADP-sensitive calcium-release channel activity
Source: RefSeq, a predicted model, not a curated record